Messenger RNA from Cooperia oncophora, 414 nucleotides. NCBI's taxonomy places the organism in Eukaryota, Metazoa, Nematoda, Chromadorea, Rhabditida, Trichostrongylidae. The record is from the annotation of a GenBank genome assembly.
AUGGCAGCUUCUAAGACUAACGCUAAGUCAUUCCAUACUGUGGAAACAGCAUGUUUCUGUCUGACACUCACGGACAAGUCCUACAACAGCACAGCAGAGCAUAGUAACGUUGAUGCAAUCGUUGUCAUGCACAUUGGUGACGAUGCAGCCUUUCGAUCUAGAAAAGCGAUCUGGCAACCAGAGAACACCACUUUCGAUAAGCCGCAUUUACUCGAAUUUGAUUAUGACUAUAACAAUCUCAGCGCGUUGAGCUCUGCAAAUAAAAACUUCCUUGCCCUGAAGUCGUCUUUCCGGGUCAAGUCGAUCGUGUUCUCGGGUUACGGCAAUGAUCUCGUUCGCAAAGCUAGGCUCUACACGGACACUGUGAUGCAAAUCGCGUUACAACUUGCUUUCCUGAGAACUCACGACAGGUAG